AUGAGAAACUCUUGGUCACUGUUUGGCCUCUUCAAUGCACUGCUUCUCUUUAUCUGGCUGCCGAAGAAUUCAGCGGACCCGGAUCAGUUGAAGGCUCCGAGUUCAAUACGUGCAGCAUAUGGAGAAUCUUUAACUGUGCCUUGUUGGUACGACCCUAAGUUCCGAGACUACACAAAGUACUGGUGCAGGGGGGCAAUAUACAAGCUGUGUAAGAUUGUGGUGAAAACGCCAAAGCAGCGCUAUCAUGAACGAUGGUCCAUCACUGAUGACAAAGAGGCAGGAAAAUUCAUCGUUACUAUGACAUCUCUGGAAAGAAGUGAUGAGGACAUGUACUGGUGUGUGAUUGCCAGACAUGGAAAGAAUGUUUUCUCUGGCGUCAAGCUCAUUGUGUCCGAAAAAGGUACUACACUUUCUAUUUACUUACCAGACGAAUCAUCAGAGACAAAUCAUUCCUCAACUAGAUGGUGGGAGCCUCUUCGAUGGAUCAUUUUUUUGUCACUAGUGUUGACUUUGGUACUGGCACGUGUUGUCGUGUGGAGAUCAAAAGCUACGCAGAAAAUAUUCCACACCAAUGUCUCUCAACGCUAG
Molecule: messenger RNA, 588 nt
Organism: Nerophis lumbriciformis (worm pipefish)
Lineage: Eukaryota; Metazoa; Chordata; Actinopteri; Syngnathiformes; Syngnathidae
Source: RefSeq, a predicted model, not a curated record